AUGCCUGCAGGAAGCAUGCCCCUAAUGAAGCAGUUAAGUGUUGCGAUCAUUGACAGCAAUCCUGCUUUAAUGAGUGGGCGUUCCAUCAACAAAGAGGAUCCCCAGAUCCAAGGUGACAGUUCUACUUUGAAGAUGUUGGCACUUGGCAUUAUGUUGAACAACAUCGACAUGAGUCUGGUUCAUUUUUUGCAAGUGUCGCUAUUAAAGAAACAUGAAGCAGACAGGAAACCUGCAAAUGUGACAAGGAUGGUUAUCGUGAAUGGUUUUCAGAAGGCGUACUCUGUUCGUUUUGGACCGCUAAAUAUAUUACAAGCUGCUGCAUUCCAUGGGGCACACUAUAUCUCACCACUCAAAAGGAAUAUCAUCUCUUUUGCUUCAGGCGAGCAGAGAUUGCCAGUUUUCUAG
Messenger RNA from Ilex paraguariensis (yerba mate), 405 nucleotides. The record is from the annotation of a GenBank genome assembly. NCBI's taxonomy places the organism in Eukaryota, Viridiplantae, Streptophyta, Magnoliopsida, Aquifoliales, Aquifoliaceae.